This is a messenger RNA of Cuscuta campestris, 2718 nucleotides long. NCBI's taxonomy places the organism in Eukaryota, Viridiplantae, Streptophyta, Magnoliopsida, Solanales, Convolvulaceae. The record is from the annotation of a GenBank genome assembly.
CCAGAGUUUUCUCUCGUUAUUUCUCCCAUGAUCUUCCAUGAUCAUAGAUUACAUUAGGAAAGUGGUAUGGAAACUAUAUUUGAGAUAUAUCCAAAAAGCACAAAUAGGCACACACAAAUAAUUCAAUGUCUCUCCAUGCACAUCCUUUAACUGUGUGUAGGUGUUAAUUUAUGCAUUGGUGUACUCAAGUGGGGUUUCCUAAGUAUUAUUCAUUACAUUAAUAUGUCUUUAUUGUAUAUGAGAGGAAACUCAGAACUCCAAUUUUUUUCUUCCAUAGUCGGCUUUCUUCUCACCUCUUGAACUCUCAAAUCCGAUCGAAGAAGGAGAAGAAGAACACAAUCUUCAUCGCCAGUCGCUCUGCAAUUGCAGUUGUUAUAAUAGUAAUAGUUUUGUUGAUCGGGCAGAAUCGCCGGAUUGAGAAGCUGAAAUGAAAUCAUCAUUUGGCAAACUGAAGAAACUGACGUUGCACAAGAGCGAUGCGAAGGAGAAGAAGGAUCACCACACUUUGUCCCUCUCCGAUGGCCUCUCGCAGGCUUCCCAUGAUAUGAAUGACAUGAAGAACUGCUACGACAGUUUACUUUCUGCAGCUGCAGCUGCAGCAAAUAGUGCAUACGAGUUUUCGGAGUCCCUGGCAGAAAUGGGGAAUUGCCUAUUGGAGAAAACUACACUCAAUUGUGAUGGAGAUUUUGGCAAAGCAUUCUCGGCACUAGGAAGAGUGCAACUUGAACUGCAGAAACUUGUUGAUGGAUAUCGUACUCAUGUUAUUGGAACAAUCACAAACCCAUCAGAGUCUCUUCUAAGUGAGCUCCGGAAAGUGGAGGAGAUGAAACUACAAUGUGAUGAGAAGAGGGAGGUGUAUGAGUACAUGAUUAGUAAGGGAAAAGGUGGAAAGGGUGAGAGUUUUACUCCACAGCAAUUACAUGCUACUCGUGAAGAACAUGAUGAAAUGGCAAGAUUCUGCAUUUUCCGUGUUGAAUCUCUGAAGCAAGGGCGAUGUCACAGUCUUUUGACCCAAGCCACUCGUCAUCAUGCUGCACAGUUGAAUUUAUUCCGGAAGGGGCUCAAAUCUCUUGAAUCUGUUGAUCCACAAAUAAGGAUGGUUGCUGGUAAGCAACACAUAGAUUUCCAAAUAAGUGAAGUAGAUGGUGCAAGCAACGGUAGAUCUAAGAGCUAUGAUGGUGGCGAGGAAGGGGAAUUGAGUUUUGAUUAUAGAACAAACAAGGUGGAAAUAAGUAGUCCUUACAGCUUGAGAAACUCAAUUGAGUUUGAUCAUGUAGAUGCUCCUAUUACACAAACUUCAGGCAUGGAAGAAGUUGAGUUAAAUUUCAAACCCCAAGAUCAUGUUUUUAACAGACCGUCUCGGGUCAGUAGUCAUUCUGCUCCAAUUUUUGCGGAGAAGACGGAUAUAUCUGAAAGGAUUAAAGAAUCUCAAACAUCUGCACGGAAUUUUCAUACAUAUGUGCUACCAACUCCAUCAGAUGCAAAAACCUCAACAGCUGCAAGGACAAGUUCGUUUUUUCCUUUAAGCACUUCGAAUGUCAAAGAUGAUAGCUUGUUGGUUCAUGCAUCUACAAAAUCUCAAUCAACAUCCACAGAAAGCAACAGUAACAAUAUGUCCACCCCGCUACCCUGUCCUUUAGAGGGAACUUUGCUUCAACAUAUCGAGUCACAAAAUAAUACAUUUGAUAUGAAAAGGGGAACAAGAAUCUCUUUCUCUGGUCCCAUAUCAAGUAAAUCAUCAUCAUCAUCAUCAUCUAACAAGCCUUCAAUAUCUGUUAGUGGACCUAUUGCAUCUGCUGAGAGGUCCCACCAGCCAGAAUAUGGAUUCACUUAUGGAGCACCAAGAGCCCAGCCCAUAGAUGUUUCUCGCAGUGCCUCGCCUCCUCCCCUUGCGGCUUCACCAAAAAUAAGUGAGCUGCAUGAGCUCCCUCGCCCACCUGCCUCUUUAGUUCCCAAGCCUUCAUGUAGCUCAGCUGUGAUUGGACAUCCCCGUUUGGCGGGUUUAAAGCCAGGCUCUUCAUUACCUUCACGACAUCUUUGUGUUUCCAGAAGCUUCUCCAUACCUUCCAGCAAUCAUAGAUCAAUUGGUUUAAAUGAGCCCCAGCUAGUGGGUUCUCCAAAUGUGAAAGAUAGUCCUGAAGUAUCAUGUCCCCCAUUAUCACCUAUUUCACUGUCAAAUAUUUCAACAUUCUCAGUAGUAGCCACCAGUUCUGGCCAAAUCAGAGUGAACGCAGGUGGAAGAUGAUCGACCUUGCCACUCUGGCAAAUGCGGCAAAUGCACCCAGUGGCUUCAGACCUCUUGUGGUUCUCUUCUCAGAGCAGAGUUUGUUGAUGGCAACCCGUGUAAAUGUUGUAAGCACUUGAUAUAAAAUUACAUCAUGUUUCGUUCAAGUUGUUCUUCCUCUUUAGUAUACAUAUUAGAGCAUCGUAUACAUCAAGUUUUGACCACUCGUCACUGCCUAGACCUGCAAGUUUUCUCCGAAUUAACCCUCCCCUGCUGUUGUGUCAAAAUCAAACACUCCAUUGCACGAAGUGAAAUGCGUUAUUCAUUUUCUCAUUUCUUUAAGUGUUAACAUGACGGAAUGUUUGUACUAAGUAGCAACAGGUGUUAAAUUGAGGAACCCACAGAUGUUUUGUAUGGCGUUGAUGUAUUGUACUAAUUCGGGAAAAUGAUGCUUUUGAUCUCUCAAAAAUGUAGCUCCAAUUGUUGUUAAUUUA